ACUUAGAAGACCCGAAAUCGUGUUGUGAAUAAAAAACACAGUCAGAGUCAGUCACCCACGUAAUCGUCAUUGGAUGAAAUGGAUGUCGUUUGUUAUUGUUCCACUAGUUUUGGCACUUUUCUGGUAGAAUUUUUUUUGUGGUCUUUAAAGUAACUGGGUCUUGGCAGUUUUGUUGUGUUUUGGAUAGCCAAAGGUGAUAGUUUGGAUAAUGGCAGAGGAUAUGGAGUAUGAAUAUUGGCAUUCCAGUCAAACUCAGCCUUUACUUUGUUCUGAGGGCGAUAAGGCUUUCCAUGAAGGAAAAUAUGAAGAUGCAAUUAGAAUUUACACAGAAUCUCUUGUUUCUGUAGAAGAAACAAACAGAUCAUGUGCACCUAUUUAUGGCAAUCGAGCAACUUCAAGAUUAAAGCUUAAACAAUAUGAUGAAGCUAAGAAAGAUGCCAAGAAAGCAAUUGAACUGGACACAAAUUGCAUUGGGCCCUAUCUCACCUUUGUAAGGUGUGAACUGGCUCAAGGAUCAAAUGAACCAGCUGAGAAAAUUUUAAACAUGGCAAAGGAGAUAGAUCCCCAUCAUGUGGAUUUGGCAAAAGAGUCUGAAAGACUGCGCCAGAUUAAAAACACUAAAAAAGCAGUAGAAUCAGCUUACACGGAAAAAAAGUUUGAAGAGAUGGCACAAAACGCAAUUUUUCUGGUAAACCUAGCGCCAGAAUGUGAUCGAUAUCAGGUCAUGCACGCUGAAAGUCUCGCCUUGUUGGGGGAAUUUGAGGAAGCCUUUAAUAUAGCAGAUUCGGUAAGACGUCGUGACCAGAACAAUUUGGAAGCGCGAUAUGUUUGUGGAUUUUGUCUUUAUUACCAGGGCAAUCUCUCAUUGGCCGAUGAUACUUUUGCAAAAGUAUUGAACGAUGAUCCAAGUCACUUGAAAAGUGAAACGAUACUAAAGAAAAUAAAAACUUUCAAGACACUUCACGACAAUGCGCGUCAAGCUUGUGAAAAUGGGAAUUUUGGGCAAGCAAUUGACUUUUAUACCUCUGCAUUGAGAGUUGAUGAAACAAAUAAAUCCUAUCUUACUCAACUGUACCUCAACAGAGGUCUUAUAGCUGAAAAGAAGCUAAACUGGUUUCACAAUGCAAUCAAAGAUUAUUCAGAGGUCCUAAAAUUCGAUAGUGAACAUGUUAAAGCUGUCUAUAAUAGGGCAAAAUGUUUUGAUUUCAUCGGCGAGUACCAAAAAGCCUCUGACGAAUUUCUUGAUUUAUUCAAGAAAACUGGGAAGCAAGAUCAUAGAAAUUUAUACUUUGAAGCCCUCGAUGCAGAGAAUAAUCUUAGGAUUUCUCUGGAGCUGUUGUCGUUGGCAAAGACGCAGUUGAAUGAAUCGAAUAUUGAGAAAGCAUACAAAAAAAAGCUUUUCGAAUUGUGCAAAGGUUGUGAUCCUGGCGCAAGCACCCAGAUGAGAAAACAACAGGAAGAGCAGUUGGAAUCGUUAGAACGAGCUCGACUGUUCUUACAUGGUCAUCUGAAGAGAAAAGAUGGUGUAGAUCAAUGCGAUGUUUUGUCUCUGAAGGAGGUUUCACAUAUGAUUUGAUUUAUUUAAACGUGCACCUGUCUUGCUAACACACUCUAUUCAAACAUCCAUGGGAAGGUUUUAUACAACAUUUAAAAUUUUACCAGUGUUCGUAAUGCAACGUUGUAAACUGCAUCUACUAUAAACCAUGAAAUGUAGUAGUUGCUCCAUAACACCACAUUCUUGAAAGUUUAAAACUGUAAGUGAAAAGUCAUAUUUAUUCACUGCAUUAUUUAACAGGCUGGAAUUGAUAACAAGAAACUGAUAAUAAUAUUCUUGUAAUUUUGCAUGGUGAUAUCACAAUAGAAAUAUAUUUGCUUGUAUAGGUACACCACGUAAGUGUUUAAAGAUCUCAGUCCAUUAACCUGGGCUUUCAUCAGUGCAAUUAAACUUAUUUAACCUGGGCCUUCAUCACUGGCUUUGCAGUAUUAAAUACUAACCUGGUGUACCUGUUAGGGAUCUAUGACACUCUCUUGUUGUGUCAACUUAUCUUUCAGACACAGUGCCAGCGUCGCAUCUAAUGUAUUUUUUUGUACGUUGAUCGGCCCCGGGGCUAUAACACGAGGCAUGGACUAGGCGUGAUUAAUAAUAGUUUUAGUUUGUGUGAGAUAGUCACAGAAGUAACACCUGUAUCGUUAGUUGGUGCGUACUUAGUAAAAUUUGUUGCUAAAGUAAUAAAGUUGUAAAGUAAUAAAGUGAUAGUAUUAGUUCACUAUACAUGCAGGACAUAACUACUGUUGUGAAAGGACUAGUUCAGCGCUGUGGGCAAAGCGGAACUGAUAUGUAAGUGACAUUUGAAAACUUUGUUAUUUUAGUUCUAUAUUAAGGUUUUGUUGCUCUGUUUUGCAUGUUCAUCUUAUAUAUCCGCAUGGAUUUAUUGUAUCCUUUGAUUGUCUGCGGUUUUAGUCAAUUUCAUGAUCCGUUAAGUAGUCGGCCCAAUUUAAACUCGGUGUUUCGUGAUUGUGCGAAGUAACAGUACCUACAAGCUCAUUUACUUAAACUGAUAUUAUUUAUACUGAAAAAUUAACAUUUACAACCUUGUUCUCUCGAUUUAUGUUGUAAAUUUAAUUCAUAACACUAUUUAAUACCAUAUAUACAUGGA
Molecule: messenger RNA, 2657 nt
Organism: Dendronephthya gigantea
Lineage: Eukaryota; Metazoa; Cnidaria; Anthozoa; Malacalcyonacea; Nephtheidae
Product: dnaJ homolog subfamily C member 7-like
Exons: 16
Coding region: 209-1576 (455 amino acids)
Molecular function (GO): protein binding
Source: RefSeq, a predicted model, not a curated record